UACUGAACGAGUUGAUAUAAAAACUCCAAUUAAAGUUUCUCUGUUUAUCUACUAAUCUUUCUAAAACAUAGAAAUCGGUAUAGAACUCGCGUAUGAUGCUAUAGUUGAUUGAACAUAGUAAAUGCACAGACUGAAUUAGUUAGAUACUUAUAUUUAUCAAUAUGGCCCAGCCGCACAGGUCUGAAAUCCUAGACAACUUACAAAAGAAAAAGGAUCAGGAGAAGGAGCCACAAAUUUCAAAUUAUCAACAGCAGCUUGUGAAGCCGGUUGACAAGUCCUUACAUCCUGCAGAAGUGCCAAAUGUCAAUGUACCUGUAACGCAGCAUGUGCCCGCUCAGCAGUUGUUGUCCCCCACCCACACCCUGGGCCAGUCUCCUCAAACAAAAGAAGACUCCAAAGAUAAGUCAAUAAAGGUUGCCAACUCAACGACAAUAACUUUAAUAGAAAACGGUAACGUCAACGGUGACAAGGACAAAGACAAUAAUUACCAUAAAAAUUACUUCACGUUAGAACCUAAAAAUGAGAAAAAGGAUGACUGCAACAAGAACAGUAUUACAAUAACUAAGACUGCGAUAAAGCAGUCGCCGGGUGGCAGUCAGGGAGAAAAGAAGACACAGGCAAAGCCAGCUAAGAGGCCUCUGCAGUACUUAGAGACUCUCGCAGAGAAGGCUGGUAUAACUUUCGAGGAUAAGUACGAAGCUGCUAACACAUUACUAGCUUUAGACAAACAAAAUACUAAUAAUAGGAGACUGCCAGACUUGAAGCCACCUAAGUCUGAACCAGAUAAUCAUAAUCAGCUAGAGGAAUAUAGAUAUAGGAAUCAAAAGGAGGAAGAUGACAAAUUACAGAUCCAGCAACAAAUAAUCCAGCAGCAACAACAGCAACAGUUGCAACAAUUGCAACAGCAACAACUGCAGCAGUUGCAGCAACAGCAGGCCUUGCAGCAAGCGUUGCAGCGGCAGCAGCAACAAGCUAUACAGCAGCAUAUAAAGAACCAUCAGGAUCAACAGGAAUUGCUGCAGAAGCAAUUUCAGCAGCAACAACAGCAGCAGCAACAGCAGCAGCAACAACAGCAACAGCAGCAACAACAGCAACAACAACAACAGCAGCAACAGCAACAGAAAACUGAGCUGUUGCAAGUCACUCAGCAAGGAGAUCAGCAACAGCAAAAGUAUUUGCAGCCGGUGCACACGCAGUUCAACGUGCCCGGCAUUGGGGAGAUCAACCUCAGCUUUCUGGCGACUCCUCAGAGUAACGUCAACCUGCUUUUUGAAAAGAACCAGAAGACGAUGAGCGGAGAGAUCAAACCGCAACAAAUAGUAGACGGUCAGACACAAGUACUUCAGCAGCAGAUGAGCAUGGCUCAGCACGAGCAGACGCCGCAGCACCACCAGACCGUCACCGUCGUGUCUUCCAUGCCCAGCUCCAUGGCUCAGCAUCAGGUGCAGCAGCAACAAACAGGUGGUAUCCAGCAGCAAGCUGGAAGUAUCUCCACCAUGCCGCCCCUGCAGAGUCUGCCGACCAACCCUCAACAUCCACAGCAGAUCAGCGCGGAAUGGGGCCACAGUCGCGUGCAAGUGAUUCAGCAGCCGCUGCAGAACAGUACCUACUUGCAGCAGCUGUACAACGCUCAGGGACCCUUGCUGAUGCCCGGGAACAUUGCACUGCAUCCCGGGAUCAAUUCCCAGCAGAUACAGGUGAUCGCUGCCGGCAAGCCAUUCCAGGGUAACCAGCUAGCUCCACACAUGCUCACCACUCAAGGCAAACAGGUCUUACAAGGCCAGGCUGCGCCGUUCCCGGGGUACACGACGAUUCCCGCGAUACCUACGACGCAGAACCAGACGUUCGUGUUCAGUCCCCUGGGCGUGAUCAACUCGCAGCCGAGCAUCCUGCCCGCGCACUCGCAUUCUACCGUCGCCGGCAUCUCGCAGCAGCAGAAGCAGUCUGAUAUGCAUAAGUGUGGUGGCAAAGCUACAGCCGGGAAGUCAGGAACCAGCGGCGGUACCCAAACGGUCCAAGCUCAGUGCGUGCAAGUCUCCCAACCAGUGCUGGGCACGCAACAACCGACGCAGGCGCAGAUCAUCAGUCCCCUGCAGGCGGGUACACAAACAAUGCAGUUCGCUCCGUGGCAGAUAUCCGGGGCUUUGCCCCAGGUGUGGGCUGGCGGCCUGCCCACCGGAGCCCCUCACCUUCUGGCUCCUAACCCCAUCUUUAUCCGAGGGGCGCAGCCCGACGCUCCACCUUCAAUGUUCAUUCAGCACUCGCCUCAGAAUAAUCUGCAGCAUACCAGUGUCAGCGUGGCUUGUGCGACGUCAACGACUUCAAAGCCGCGGGCUUCCUCCGAUGGCUUGGCGAAAGCCCCGAGGCCGCUGUCCAACAUACUCCCGUCUAGUGGCAUACGGCCUGGCCCGGCUUCAUCGGUUUCAACGCAAACGAGUGCCAAUCAAGCUCAGAACCAGGCGAAACAACGCGGCAAGCCGGGCGUCCGAUCCCCGGCGCCGGCCGCGAAACAAGAUGCGGCUAAUCAAACGAACAAGAUGCAGCAUCAGAUACAACAGCCGAAACAACAACUACUGGUGAUGAAUUCGGGACAGAUGACUCAAAUCACCAGCGUUGAUAAGCCGUUGACGAAAAAUAUGGCGACUCAACAGGCUUUGUUGCAGCAACAAGCUAUACAGCAACAACAACAGCAGCAACAACAGCAACAGCAGCAGCAACAGCAACAACAGCUGAUUCAUCAACAGCAACAGACGCAACAAAUGGUGCACUAUCAGCAACAAGGUAUGUCUCUAGGCAUGCAACAAGGCACUCUGCCGGUCGGCUCGGUAGCCCAAACACUGCCGAUGGCCGGCAUACCACAGACAAUAUCUAUGGUACAACAGAUUCACCCAUUGAGUGGUAUGGGCCAACCCGGGACGUUGGUCAGUCAGCUGAGUACUUCUCAACCGCAAAGCGUUCAGACUUUGCAACAACCACAGACCCUGGUCGGUAGCGGCUUGGUCCAGACAUCCGUUGGCAUGACCGUCCAACAACAAGCUGCUUUAAACCACUCCGCUUCUAUGCAGACGCUAACUCUGCAAGCAGCGCAAGGCACGGUGGGUCUGAUCGCUGCGCCGGUCCAGGGCUCGGUGCUGCCUCUACAAACGCCUGCCACCCUCGUCACACAUGUCAAGACUGAGGAUGAUAAGGCUACAACGGCGCCGGUGCUACAAAUCCAGCCGGCCCAGCAAGUAGUGUCGGAAGCGACGGAGGCUUGCACCACGACUUUCAGUUCCGCGUCCGUGACCGUCACCACGGCUGAUGCUGCUGUUUCCACCAGUACUGCUACUGUUGGCUCAGUAACGCCAAUGGAGACUUCGAAGUCAAGUCCGUCGAAGUCAGACAGUCAGAUCAGUACCAGCGAGCCAGCCGUGUCCGCAGCGUCUACUGUCGCGACCAGCACCGCUCCCGUGCCAAGCAGUGCUCAACAAACUACGCCUGUUGCACCUCAGGUGGUGACAACGGUAGCGUCUUCAACAUCAUCAUCGUCCACCAUGACUGCCGCCAUCACAGCUCCCGUGUCAUCUGGUGGCACCGCGCUGUUCAAGAGCACCCAGUGUACUCCCAGACAUAUGAGCCAACAAGCCGCUCAUGACAAGGGUCUUCCCAAAGCGAUGGUGAAGCCGAACAUAUUGACGCACGUGAUCGAGGGCUAUGUCAUUCAGGAAGCUGGUGAACCCUUCGCUAGUAAUUUGGUGCAGGUCAACCGGCCUCUGAGGGACUGGGUCGAUAAGGAACAGGACAAGGAGAAUAAGCUGCCCUCGUCUGAUGAUGGACCGCCUCGUAAGAAGCAGAUGCUAGAACACUCGCCCAGCGUGGGUCGUAUCAGCUCGUCGAACGAGAGCGCGGCUCAUAGCACUGCUUCCAACUCGAGUGCAAAGGCGGAAGCACCCGAGCCUAGCGCUGAGGCUGCACCCAAAAUACCUAACGCUAAUAAGUGGACUGUAUCUGAAGUGUGCGACUUCAUCCGCAACAUCCCCGGCUGCGCUGGCUACGCAGACGAGUUCCUCAUGCAGGAAGUAGACGGCGAGGCCCUGCUCCUCAUCAGACCGGAACACCUGGUCAUGGCGCUGUCCAUGAAACUGGGACCAGCCCUCAAGAUUGUCGCCUGCAUCGACUCCUUGCGUCCGGAGAGCGAACAGUCUUCGCAUGAUCAUGACUGAGAUUUGCUGUCAGUGUUCUUCGCGAACAACUUAUAACUUCAGUGUUGCGUUAUCGGAGAGCACUUUGAGACGAACAUUUGCACUACACGCGUAAGAGUUAUUCUGUUCAAGUAGACAAUUUCGUAGGACUUGUUGUUUAGUUGUUAGUUCUUAGCUACGGUAAGGGGACUACAUCGAGUUUUCACACCAAAAGUUCAUACACGAUGCUAACCAGUCAUUCAUUUAAUAUUCAUAACGUAUUACAUACAAUAGUUGUGAAAAACCCUUGUGAAAUAGUCUAAUGUUUAGGCGGUUUCGCGGCGAUAAUACGACCGAAAUCAUUUGUAGACUUAAAUUAGAGAACACUUCAUUGAUAAAAUAUUCAUGAUAUUUCAGAUACAAUUAUGUGAAAUAGUCUAAGAUAUAGGCAAUUUUGCGGCGAUAAUAUGACCGAAAUCAUUUGUAGACUUCAUUGAUAAAAUAUUCAUAAGACAUCAGAUACAAUAGUUUUAAAAAUCCAUGUGAAACAGUCUAAUGUUUGGGCGAUUUUGCGGCGAUAAUAUGACCGAAUUCAUUUGUAGACUAAUAUUAGUAGUGCCAGAAACGGCAAACUUCAUUGUUAAAUAUCAGAUACAUUAGUUGUGAAAAACCUAUGUGAAAUAGUCUAAUGUUUAGGCGGUUUCGCGGCGAUAAUAUGACCGAAAUCAUUUGUAGACUUAAAUUAGUUGACUUCAUUGAUGAAAUAUUCAUAAGACACCAGAUACAAUAGUUUUAAAAAUCUACGUGAAAUAGUCUAAUGUUUAGGCGGUUUCGCGGCGAUAAUAUGACCGAAAUCAUUUUUAGACUUCAUUGAUGAAAUAUUCAUAAUAUAUCAGAUACAAUAGUUGUGAAAAACCUAUGUGAAAUAGUCUAAUGUUUAGGCGGUUUCGCGGCGAUAAUAUGACCGAAAUCAUUUGUAGACUAACAUUAGUAGAUUGCCAGAAACUAUGGCAAACUUCAUUGAUAAAAUAUCAGAUACAAUAAUUGUGAAAUAGUCUAAGAUAUAGGCAAUUUCGCGGCGAUAAUAUGACCGAAAUCAUUUCUAGACUUAAAUUAGUUGACAGUCGAAACUAUUAUGACAACACUGGACAUACUGGUCCAUAGGAUUAGCAGGUAGAAGUAGCAACUAAACGAACGCCUUCACUAAAACAGAAUCAAUUCAUUCAAUUACUAGCAUAUUUAGGUUUAAAUACUAUACUAAUAUAUGUUGGUAUUUUCAACCGUUGUUAACGAAUGUUAUUGUCGAUAUAUUUGUUCCCUUCGCAUUAUGUUCCACACGUUUUAUCUUACAGCCGUCACGUAUCACCAUCAUUACCGCGUUUCAUAUAAGUUCGGAAAAUGCUAUUGUGCACUUAGGACAAAUGUCGAAAGUUCCGCCUAUCUAGUGUUAAGUUAUACUUAUUUAAGCACGUACUUAGAUAAUAAUUACUUUCGUCUCUCUCUCUAUUUUAUUUAAUAACUUCCAGAAAUACUUGUUUUUCUCACGAAAAAGGCGUUUUCCUUCUUUUCCGCAUAAUCCCGAUACGCUAAAUUCUUUUCACUUCAAAAUACAAAUGGGCGUCAAACUGACGAUCUAGAAAGCUCGUAAGAUUGACGCCUCCACCCUAUUCAAAACCUCUCAGAUAUUGACACAUUUCGUACCUAAGUCAAUUCGACGGAAAAUUACUUGAAUAUUAAUUUGAAUUGUCUGAAAUGUUCGAAGAAAUAUUUUGUACAAUAUUCGACCUUGAACGUGUUAGGGGUGUAUGUCAAUGUAUAGAUUUAUAUCUUAGAUUAGAUGAUAAUGACUUCGGCAGGUCAUCGACAUUUAUAUUUAUCGUAUUCACUUUUUGAAAUGUAAAACAACGAUUAUCGAUUUUAAAAUGUUAUGUUGAGAAUCGAUAUCUGAAAAGUGAAUCGAUAAAGUAUCGAUUGCCUGCCGAAGUCCCUAGUUACUGCAGGCACAGUUUGUAUGUCGUCGUUACUGUUGCAACACAUACACUUUGUUCACUAGCUGUAGGUUAGGUUAACUCUAAACGUUAAGUAGUAGGUACUAAGUUAAUGUUUCACAUAGACUAACAGUUAGUUGUUGUAAUUAAAAUUUUUAUAACACAAAAUGUAUAACAAUAUUCGCUUUUAUAGUUAAUUCGUGUUCAGUUUAGUGCAAUUCAACAUAAAUGAUUGGUGUAUUAUUAUUUAAAAGAUCCCCGUUUGCCAGUGUGUUUUGUUUGCAAAUUUUAUUUAUCAAAACACUCGUGCUGACCGAGCUAACAGCUUAUUACAUCAAUGGUGCUACUUAGUUAUAUUUUUGUGGCUAAACAUUAUAUUAACACGAUUUCUUGGAUUCAUGUGUUUGUAGAUAAUUUCUAAUAUAUUAACAAAUACAGCGAUUAUUUAAUUAUUAUUAUUGUAUAGUUAUUUGAAUACAUAGUUGGUAAAUAAUGUUCAAUUUAAUUUUGGAAUCGCGUUAUAUAUCACGGCCAAUUAUUGUAAAUAUUAGAUUUAUUGGGUUAUAUGCAAGAGAAGAGAGUUGAUUAAUCACGUUAUCUUGUAAAUAUUCAGUCGUAUUAGCACUUACCAAAAUCAGGUCAGUAAUAUUAUCUAUAGCAUAAGUAAACUUGUACAAUGCUUUGGUGAUUUCAAACUGGGAUUUAAUUUAGAAGGAUUUUCGGUUAUAAUGUUAAGUAUUGCUAAUUUACUAAAUGGAUAUAUAAUUUUUUGUUCUGCGCAUUUUCAGGAAUAUUAUAUUUAAUUUACUGAUGAUUAAUAUGUUAAUGUAUUAUAGUAGGAUAUUAUUAUAUGAUUGUAUACCAACAAUGCUACGUAAAAUUCUGAGAACUUUAAUUUGAUUAUUAUAUAAUGUACAGCAAUGGUAGGAGAGUGUAGAUUAAUCUUCACAAUUUGUUUAUAUAAUGUACCUAAGGUUAAAGCAUAAUAACUUUGUAUGUAUAAAGUACAGUCGGCUUGAUCACUGCCAUGAGGUUUAAAUGUACAGUUCGCAUCAGGUUGGCGUCGGCGGCCCGCGUGGCUCAACAUUGUAAGAUGGGCACGAUGUUAUUAAGAGAUUUCCAUGUUAUCUUUGCCUACAAUGUUAGCCGCUAGGCACGCUACCGUCAGCCUGUUUAUGUAAGUUUGUGUAGUCAUAGAAGUCAGUUAUGAAUACUCCUACGGUUUUUUAGAAUUAUUACUGCUUUAGAAUCUAGUAGAUGUAUAAACGUUUUGAUAUUGAUACAUAGUACGACUAACUUUUUGUAAGUAUUGAAUAUGUGACUACACAAUUCUACAAUUAUAUAAGUAAUUAGAAUGUUUAAAUGUCCAACACACUGCUCAAAAAGGUGCAGGAGCUAUUUCUUGGUUCAAUAAGGGAAAUAAAGCAAAUGAGACUGAUA
Messenger RNA from Helicoverpa zea (corn earworm), 7588 nucleotides. It is a transcript of the gene PH, whose product is annotated as polyhomeotic-proximal chromatin protein-like. The record is from RefSeq and is a predicted model, not a curated record. Lineage: Eukaryota; Metazoa; Arthropoda; Insecta; Lepidoptera; Noctuidae. The coding region runs from base 162 to 4202 and encodes 1346 amino acids. The transcript is spliced from 28 exons. Gene Ontology annotation, molecular function: protein binding.